AUCUCACGGAUGUCCCUGCACUGCUGCUUGUGGCCAGGGCUUUCAUUAUACCGUCGUUCUGCGCCGGUUUCAUCUGCAUCGUUCUUUACAUUAUCAAAAUUAUCGUACUGGUGCUAAGGCCGUCAUGGCGACGUAUCCACAUCAAGGCAGCAUAUUUGACGUUUUCGGCUAUGGCAGGAGUUUCCGCUGCCAUAGCUGUUGUUAUAUACAUCACCAUGUUGGAAGCUGAAGCCUACCAACUGCUCUGGGCCCCAAUACUUCCAGGGGUAGGAGGCUGUCUCUUCGUAUGUAUUGCUGUCGGUGGCUACCUCAGCUGGAGAAACCACCCCGUCGAUGAAGACACAGAGGACAGGUCAGAGUUCAAUGAACGAGUCCCAAGCCUGCACCAGAUUUCUCAACUAGGAAAGCAUCCGCAUAACGGUCACGUGAAUGGUUACCCUCGGAAUUCGACAAGGAAAGGUGGAAACGCAGAGAUUUUUUGA
Candidula unifasciata is the source of this 482-nucleotide messenger RNA. Lineage: Eukaryota; Metazoa; Mollusca; Gastropoda; Stylommatophora; Geomitridae. The record is from the annotation of a GenBank genome assembly.